Protobothrops mucrosquamatus (brown spotted pit viper) is the source of this 2449-nucleotide messenger RNA. RefSeq names its product aryl hydrocarbon receptor nuclear translocator (gene ARNT). Gene Ontology annotation, cellular component: transcription regulator complex; nucleus; cytoplasm. NCBI's taxonomy places the organism in Eukaryota, Metazoa, Chordata, Lepidosauria, Squamata, Viperidae. The record is from RefSeq and is a predicted model, not a curated record. Gene Ontology annotation, biological process: regulation of transcription by RNA polymerase II. Gene Ontology annotation, molecular function: protein dimerization activity; DNA-binding transcription factor activity, RNA polymerase II-specific; RNA polymerase II cis-regulatory region sequence-specific DNA binding. The transcript is spliced from 22 exons. Bases 1 to 2340 code for a protein of 779 amino acids.
AUGGCAACCGCCGCCGCGGAGGAGGAAAUGGCCUCGGAUGUUCCUUCCUUGGGCGCUGCUUCGGGCACGGCGGGAGCAGCCGCGCAUCCCGCAGGAAGCCUCAGCCAGAGGAACAGCAAGCGGAGGACGGGGCUUGAGUUUGAUGAAGAUAGUGACGGGAACGGCAAAUUUCUCAGAUGUGAGGAUGACCAGCUCUCCACCGACAAAGAGCGGUUUGCGAGGUCUGAUGACGAGCAGAGCUCGGCGGAUAAGGAAAGAUUGGCCAGGGAGAACCACAGCGAGAUCGAGCGCCGGCGGCGGAACAAGAUGACCGCCUACAUCACGGAGCUCUCCGACAUGGUGCCCACCUGCAGCGCCCUGGCCCGCAAGCCGGACAAGCUCACCAUCCUGCGCAUGGCCGUCUCCCACAUGAAGUCGCUGCGGGGCACCGGGAACACCUCCACGGAUGGCAGCUACAAGCCCUCCUUCCUCACCGACCAGGAGCUGAAACACCUGAUCCUGGAGGCGGCCGAUGGCUUCCUCUUCAUCGUCUCCUGCGAGACGGGCCGGGUGGUCUACGUCUCCGACUCGGUGACGCCCGUCCUGAACCAGCCCCAGUCGGAGUGGUUCGGGAGCACCCUCUACGACCAGGUGCACCCCGACGACGUGGAGAAGCUGCGGGAACAGCUGUCCACCUCGGAGAACGCGCUGAGCGGCCGCAUCCUGGAUCUGAAGACGGGGACGGUCAAGAAGGAGGGUCAGCAGUCCAUGAGGAUGUGCAUGGGGUCCCGGAGGUCCUUCAUCUGUCGGAUGAGAUGUGGGAACGCAACAGUCGAUCCCGUCUCCAUGAACCGGCUCAGCUACAUGAGGAAUCGCUGCAGGAACGGGCUGGGUGCCAUCAAAGAGGGGGAGCCCCAUUUUGUGGUCGUCCACUGCACGGGCUACAUCAAAGCGUGGCCCCCAGCAGGAGUUUCCCUGCCCGACGAAGACCCGGAUGCCGGACAGGGCAGCAAAUUCUGCCUGGUGGCCAUCGGCAGGUUGCAGGUCACCAGCUCCCCCGGCUGCACCGACAUGAACACGGUAUGUCAGCCCACCGAGUUCAUCUCCCGGCACAACACGGACGGGCUGUUCACCUUCGUGGACCACCGGUGCAUGGCCACGGUGGGCUACAAGCCCCAGGAACUCCUGGGGAAGGACAUUGUUGAGUUCUGCCAUCCUGAAGACCAGCAGCUGUUGAGGGACAGCUUCCAGCAGGUGGUGAAGUUAAAGGGCCAGGUGCUCUCCGUCAUGUUCCGUUUCCGAUCCAAGAACCGCGAAUGGCUCUGGAUGCGGACUAGCUCCUUCACUUUCCAGAACCCCUACUCGGACGAGAUCGAGUACAUCAUCUGCACCAACACCAACGUGAAGAACGCCAGCCAGGACACCCGCCCGCCUGGCUCGAACACGAUGCAGCGGCCCCAGCUAGGCCCCAACGUCAGCCUGCCGUUGGAGAUGGGCCCGGGCCACCUGGCUGCCAGGCCGCAGCCAGCCCAGCCAGCAGAGCUCGAGGUGGUUCCCGGGAGAGAGAGCUUAGCCACGUACGAGCACCCGCAGGCUGCCCUUCAGGCCGUGAGCGCCUCUGGCCCCGAGCACAACAAGCCUCUGGAGAAGCCCGGGGUCCUCUUCGGCCAGGAGCGGGACCCCCGCUUAAGCGAGAUCUACGGCGGCAUCAGCCCAGACCAGACGAAGCCCAUUUCGGCCAACUCGGUGCCCACCAGCCAGCCCCUCUUCGCUCCGGGGAACAGCUUCGGGGCUUCCCGCCCCGCUGAGAGCUUCCGCAGCAGCACCCUGGCGCCCCCCGUGAACGUCCUGCAGCCUGGCCGGGCACACUCGACCGCAGCCGGACCCAUCCUGGCCCAUCUCUCCCGCCACGCCAGCCCCGGCCAGGUCUCUGGAAGCGGCUGGCCUUCGGGAUCGCGCCCGCCUUUCACGGCCCAACCAGCGGCUUCCCAGCCGGUGAAGACUCGCCCCCCCUCUUUUGCCAUGGGCAGCUUCCAGGCCACGCCGUCCUCCUUCGGCCCCAUGCCAAACCCCGGGUCCGCGGCCUCGCCAGCCGGGGCCCCCUACCCAAAUCUUGCCGGUCGGAACGCCCCUUUCGCUGCCGGGGAGAGCGGGCAGAAUCCGGCCCCGUUCCAGGCGCGGACGGCAGAAGGAGUCGGCGUUUGGCCCCAGUGGCAGAGCUCAGGCGAGCCCCACGUCCAGCAGCAGUCUACCCAGGCAGAGGUCUUCCCGGAUAUGCUGUCCAUGCUGGGGGAACAAGGAACCAACUACAGCGGCGAAGAAUUUCCCGAACUGAACAUGUUUCCGCCCUUUUCGGAGUAAGCGAGGGAGACCAUCCGCCAUGAUGGGACGUUAUUCUGUGUAGCAGCAUGGAGGGGGGUCUCUUCCUCACCCCCCCACCUCUUGCAAAGAGCCCCCAAGUCUUCCUGGG